CGGGCUUAUUCCAGAGUAUCGCCCGGAACACGGACCCGUGGAGGAUCGAGAUCGCUUCUCGCUUCGCGCAACCAUGUUCGAUCGCAGUGGUGCUCAGAAUUUCGUCGUCGUUCUCCUCUGCGCCGCUCAGAUGAUUUCCCGGACAUGCUCAUUUCAAAACAGCAUCCUGCACACUUCGGCCCCCUACAGCCCCUACAUUCCUUUGAGAACUCAAUUCAUACAACAGGGUGGCGCUGGCGCUUCUUGGCAGUUCAGCAAGAGCUCUGGCGUGCCCACCUGGGUCAUCACGACCACGGUAAUUGAAACUCGCAACGAAACUCUGAACGCAACUUCGACGAAGGAUGAGGAUUUACCGGUAGGUCCGAACCUACGCGAAGAAGCAAUGAUGGCGGCCAACGACAAUGAGGAUCCCGACUUGGAGUUUCCGAUUCGUCAUGGAAAAGAUCCAGCGGUUCACGCCCGACCUGCUUUCGCAGAUCCGGAUAAAUAUGAAGAGACGACUUCGGAAAUGCACAAUAAACAGAAUCAGACGGAACCCCGGGUAAUUGUGAACCGGACCACAGUGGUCAAGAUCGAGUUCCACAACACGCCCUUCCUGCCUCUGGUUCUGAAUGUCGGUGACGCCGUCGGUAGUACCGCAGCGAACAACAUUUCUUCGACGGAACCGACUCCCCAGAGCUAUUCACACAUCAGCCACGCUAAGAAUCUACCCACGUCACUCGCGCAGGACCCGAGUGCCUUCGCUGUGAGGGUCGGAGGAAGUCAGUCUUCACUUCAGAGCGGAAGUGUACAUCGAAUCGGACUGACACCUGACUCCGCCCAUCGAGCGACGUCGGAACAAAUUGUACCUGAAGUUCGCUUUCCAAGCUAUGUGCCAUUCGACCGGACUCACAUCUCUCCAAUGGCUGCCCAAUUGCCUCAGAACAGCGUGGUCUAUCCUUACGCACGUUUUCUGAACAGAAAGUAGACGGGCUCCGAUUCGAGUCACGGGCUUUUCAUUCCUCGGUGUUUGUUCUAUGACGGAAUAAUAAAUGGAAGAAGCUGGAUCUUC
Messenger RNA from Galendromus occidentalis (western predatory mite), 1051 nucleotides. RefSeq lists its product as uncharacterized. The transcript has 6 exons. The coding region runs from base 74 to 967 and encodes 297 amino acids. NCBI's taxonomy places the organism in Eukaryota, Metazoa, Arthropoda, Arachnida, Mesostigmata, Phytoseiidae. The record is from RefSeq and is a predicted model, not a curated record.